UCUUCUUUUGUUGAAUAUUAUAUGAAACGUAUGUGUCGUUGGAUUUACUUGGGUCGCCAUUCCUUGUUGCUGGCCUUUUGUAUCUACUGUUGCUGUUGAACGUGUCUCCUUGGGUUUUGGAUUAUUAUUGGUGACUUGAUCGGGGAGGUGGUGAGGGGAUUUGGAUUGGGCUCCUUUUCUUUGCCGCUCGAGGCUUCUUAGUCUUUGGAGAGGAAGAAGAAAAAGUCUAGAAGGAUGAGAGGAGACGGAGCUGCAACUGCAAACUACUUUGUGUUAAAUACAGGGGCUAAGAUUCCAGCUAUAGGACUUGGAACAUGGCAAUGUGGAGGAGACAUCUGCAUUGAGGCAGUGGCCACAGCUUUGAAGGUUGGUUACCACCACAUAGACUGUGCGCACCUAUACGGUAAUGAGGUUGAAGUGGGAAAGGCUCUGGCUGAAGCUUUUGAUGGUGGACUAAAGAGGGAAGAUGUGUUCUUGACUUCCAAACUGUAUUGUGCUACAAAUUCACAUAAGAGAGUUGAAACUUCUGUAAGAGUUUCUUUGAAGAACCUAGAUGUUUCCUAUUUGGAUCUAUAUCUUGUACAUUGGCCUGAGAAUUCAGCUUUUGGAGAUGCUACUGAUCCUCCAUGGAAUUCAGGGAGUGAAUAUAGGCAGUUCUUGCAUCGGUUAAAGCCAACAUGGAGGGCCAUGGAAGAUCUUGUGGAGAUGGGUCUUGUUCGUGCUAUUGGUGUUAGCAAUUUCAAUCUUCAGCAGAUUAGUGAAUUGCUUCAGUUUGCAAAGAUUGUUCCAGCUGUCAAUCAGGUGGAGUUGCACCCUUUUUGGAGGCAGGACGAAGUUGUAAAGUUUUGUCAAGAGAAAGGUAUCCAUGUAUCUGCUCAUACUCCAUUAGGAGUACCGACAGCUCCUGGUAUGUCAACCACCAGUCCUGGUCUGUCUGACAGUGGAUCAGAGGAUGAACCUGGAACUCCUAGAAUAACAUUUAGAAGGUCAAGAUCAGUGCAUGGACCAAUGCUGAAGCUUUCUGUUGUUGAAGAUAUUGCAGAAUGCCACAACAAGACAGCUGAGCAGGUCAUCCUGAGAUGGGGGCUACAGCGAGGAACUAGUGUGCUCCCAUGCAGCCUAAAGUCGGAGAAGAUCAUCAGAAAUAUAGAUAUUUUUGAUUGGUCACUUUCGGAUGCGGAAUGGAAUAGGUUGAACGAGAUUGAACCACAGGUAUGCCUUUUUGGAAAUUGGCCUGUGAACACAUCUGAAAGUGGGUUUCUGUCAGGAAGCGGUCCUCUCCAGGCAGUGCACGAAAUGGAAGAUGAUACUGAAUGAGAUUCUUGAUCCCUACUACUAUCUCCUGAGAUAUUAUAAACUAUAAGAAAUUAUCAUUUUAGACGUGAGAGAUUUUACAAAUAUUUCUGGACCAUCAAAAAUUGAUGGAAUUCUGUCAAGCUUUUCUGUUAGUUUCUGCUUUCACUUCAUGUAGUAGCGUGUAAUAUUUUUGCUUCAACUUUUCCUGUAAAAACUGUCCCCCCCCCCCCAAAAAAAAAGUAAAAAAAACUUCCCUUAUGUCAGCACUUCAACAACCUUCAACUCUAAAAGAUCAUUAUCUAAGCCUUUUCCA
Messenger RNA from Phoenix dactylifera (date palm), 1609 nucleotides. RefSeq names its product NADPH-dependent aldo-keto reductase, chloroplastic-like. The record is from RefSeq and is a predicted model, not a curated record. Gene Ontology annotation, molecular function: oxidoreductase activity. Lineage: Eukaryota; Viridiplantae; Streptophyta; Magnoliopsida; Arecales; Arecaceae.